AUGUUCGGUGGGGGGGAGGAAUACUUUCAGGAGCCCCCGGCGAUCGACCGGGAGACGCUGCAGGCCUUUGCCGCCUUCUGCGCCGCCCUCCGCGAGCUUCGGCGGCCGACCAAGACGGCCAUCGAGGCGGCGGCCUCCCUGGGCCGCGCGGUCGGGGCCCACCCCCAGGCCUUCGAGCUCGUCGUGGGGGCGCUCUUCCGUCACGUGAAGGUGUGGACGGGGCCCCACCAGCUGGCCUGCUGGUACGUCCUCGACAGCCUCGCCAAGGCCGGGCGCGAUCACUACGGCCACGUCGCCGGGCGCUACCUGCUGGAGGUCGGGCGGGACCACAUCCCCUACGAGGACCCGACCCUCGCGGCCAAGUACGACAGCCUCGUGGCCCACUGGGAGCGGGUCUUCCCACGCCACGUCGUGGACGCGAUUUGGCUCGGGAAGAAGGAACGGCUCUGGGCCGUGGCCCACCCCGACGAGGUCGCCGAACAGCAGCGCGCCGAGGAGGAAACCUGGGCCCGCGAGGAGCGCGCGAUGGCGGACGAGGACGGGCUGAACCUCUUCGGACAGCCCUGCAUGGAUUACCUGCAAGGGCGCUGUAUUUGGGGGGCGGAAUGCCGCCUGUAUCACCCGCCUGGCGAGGAGGGAUCGCUGCCGAUGGAGUGUCGAAUGGGAGAUUGGAAGUGCCCUUCCUGUGGGGUGAUUAAUCGACAUUUUCGUCGGCGAUGCGCAAACUGCGUGCGGGAGAAGCCGCAGUAUAAAAAAGAACGCACGCAAACAGCGGAGGAUGCCCUGUUAACGGCCCCCGACAACGCCGCCCUGCAAAGCCUUCGCCAGCAGUUUGGUUAUAAUCCGUAUCUCGAGGAAGAGGCUAUUCAGCACUGGAGGCUCCGCUUCGAGAACACUGACCUGAAGGAAUACCUGGACGAACGACGGGCCGCGUAUAAAGUUCGCAUUCUGCAUAGGAAGCCAAACAACGCGCUGGAGGAGCGCUGUAAAACACAAAAACACUUCCCCGAUGUCGAUAUCGGGCCUGAUGAGGCGUAUCUACGCUUUAUUGCAUCCGGUGGCACGCUAACUAAUGAACGAUCGGCUAAACAAAGGCGAUAUGAAGGUUUGAUUCCCCCCGGUACAGCUCCGUCCAGUGCGGUGUCGAUUCUUUCACAAAUGAUUUUAGAACGAGGCGUGCGCGAUUCAACAGCGGCGACGCUUUUUGCGGAGUUCGGGCGAUAUGUUCGCGCCUUGGCAAGUGAGGAGGGGGAGGCACAGAGGGGAAAUGCGGUGCUCUCUCCAACGCAAGUUGAGGCCCUUUUGUCAGCCGCAAAACUUGGGUUUACGGCCUGGAAUACGAACAAAGAGAGCGUACCUUUUGUUGCCGCUUUUUUCAAAACAAUCCGCCAUGUUGAGAAUAAAAUUGGCUUAAGCGCGGAAGACUCUAGUACCUUGCUUGCCAUGACGACAAACUUCUUAGCCUAA
Molecule: messenger RNA, 1467 nt
Organism: Phytomonas sp. Hart1
Lineage: Eukaryota; Euglenozoa; Kinetoplastea; Trypanosomatida; Trypanosomatidae
Source: the annotation of a GenBank genome assembly